AUGUCUCAUGUAUUUAUUGCGUCACUUUACUAUGCACGAAAACAAAUUGGCUUAUAUUUUGGUAUUCCAGUAUUCAUCGUCAGUGUUGUUGGAGAAUUUUUUAGCAUCGUUGUCCUUCUCAGUCUGAAGACAUUUCGACAAAAUUCAUGCGGAUUUUAUCUUCUGACCAUGUCAAUAUUCAAUCUGAUUCGACUCAGUUUGAGUACAGUGUUUAUUAUCAUCUCAUUAUCAUUUGGAAUCGAUUACUCAGUAUCAAUGUUCUUCUUUUGUCAAUUGCGAAAUCUCAUUGCAACAACGUGUAACACGGGUUCGAUUUCAUGCUUAUGUAUGGCUGUAAUUGAUCAAUAUUUUGCCACCUGUUCUCGUCCCCGAUGGCAACAAUGGUCAAAUAUAAAGGUAGCCCAUCGUAUGAUAGCGAUUAUCACUCUAAUCUGGACACUUCAUAGUAUUCCAUAUUUCAUCUUGUUUGAUAAAGUAUCGCCAACAAAUACAGCUGUUUGUGUGCCGACCAAUUCUAUCUUUCUUCAAUAUCACACAUUUGGUUAUUUUCUCACUUACAAUAGUGUUUUACCAUUAAUAGCCAUUGUGUUCAGUUUGAUGGCUUUUGUGAAUGUUCGACAAGUGGCAGUCUAUGUUUGUACUUACGUGGAAUAUUCUGUUGUUAGUGCAAUAUCAGCAAUAAACACAGAUCGAGAUCCUGUUUAUUUAGCAAAGAUGAACUUAGCGAAUGCUGUGACUUUGAUUGUUUCUGUUUAUAGUAAUGGGAGUUCAUUUUACACAUAUGUUUGUGUAUCUCAACGAUUUCGUCGACAAUUUUUGUAUGUAUUAUACCGAAUGUAUGUCGUACGAUGCUAUAACAAUCAAGUUACUCCAAGUAACACAGAAGCAUGA
Molecule: messenger RNA, 891 nt
Organism: Adineta ricciae
Lineage: Eukaryota; Metazoa; Rotifera; Eurotatoria; Adinetida; Adinetidae
Source: the annotation of a GenBank genome assembly